Messenger RNA from Tilletiopsis washingtonensis, 657 nucleotides. RefSeq lists its product as hypothetical. NCBI's taxonomy places the organism in Eukaryota, Fungi, Basidiomycota, Exobasidiomycetes, Entylomatales. Gene Ontology annotation, cellular component: mitochondrial inner membrane. The transcript is spliced from 5 exons. The record is from RefSeq and is a predicted model, not a curated record. The coding region runs from base 1 to 657 and encodes 218 amino acids. Gene Ontology annotation, molecular function: copper ion binding.
AUGGCCGACGCCGCGAGGAAAGAGGCGUAUAAAAGGCGGAAUCAGUCGCUGCUCCUAUACACUGCUGCCACUUUCAUCUUCGGCAUUGGCGUGACCUAUGCCGCCGUGCCGCUGUACCGCGCGUUCUGCGCCUCGACUGGCUUCAGCGGCACCCCGAUGGUGGGCACGGGGCGCUUCUCUGCCGAGCACCUCAUCCCGCGCUGGCUCGACCCACGGACCGGUGCCGAGACGCGGCGUAUUCGUGUGACGUUCAACGCCGACGCCUCGGACGCCCUGCCGUGGGGCUUUGAGCCGGCGCAGAACGAGGUGUACGUGCUGCCGGGCGAGACGGCGCUGGCGUUCUACAAGGCCAAGAACACAGGCCCGGUGGACAUCACAGGCAUUGCCACGUACAACGUUGCGCCGGACAAGAUCGCGCCGUACUUCGCGAAGGUCGAGUGCUUCUGCUUCGAGGAGCAGCGCCUGCUGGCCGGCGAGGAGGUGGAUCUGCCCGUCUUCUUCUUCAUCGACGCCGACGUGCUCGACGACCCCAGCGCGCGUGACGUGCGCGACGUCGUGCUCAGCUACACGUUCUUCGGCGCGCGACGCAACGAGAAGAACGGCCAGCUCGAGCCAGACACAGAUCUCAGCAAGUACACUGUCGGCAAGGACCUCUAA